AUGAUUAUUGAUCCAACACUUCCUUUCUGUUCUCUUGAUUUCAGGGAAGGAAUUGUUGAUCAGGGUGCUCUCACCAUGACUAGUACUGCUAAGAAAAAUCAAACUGGCCACAAGCACGAUUUCGAGUUGAUCAAAAGCUAUAACAAACCGUUCACUUGUGCUGAAUGCAAGGAGGAAGGCUUUGGACCUAGAUACAGAUUUCCUAGGAAACAGUCCACGAAAUGUUGCAUUGCUUGUGGGAGGAACAUAUGUGGCUCUUUCUACCACGACAAAGCAAAGGGAUGGAGCUUGCACCCUUGUUGUUGCAACCUCGAAAGUAAACUAUGCAUCGAUGGUGUGAAUUUCGAGCUUCAUGACAAGGUGUUAUCAAAGUGCAUGUGGUGCAACAAGAAAGACCACAAAACUAACAUUCCGGGCUGGUCUUACGUUUCUGCUUGUAAGAAGUAUCACUUUCACGUACACUGUGUGACUGAAAUGGUUCAUGAGGCAUGGAAGAAAGGGGUUAUUGAUAAGGUUGAUUCCGUUGCAUUAGAGGAGAUGGAUCUAAAACUCUUACGUAAUUCGAACAAGUACGAUGGUAAAGGUUUAAAGAAUAUUAUAUGGAAGACAGUGAAGAUAUUCCUCAAGACUAUAGUUGGUAUUCUUUUUGGGGAUCCAUCAGUGAUUAUUGCGUCUAUGUUGGAAGAGUUAAUCACAGACUAA
This is a messenger RNA of Cornus florida, 702 nucleotides long. RefSeq lists its product as uncharacterized. The transcript has 2 exons. The record is from RefSeq and is a predicted model, not a curated record. Bases 1 to 702 code for a protein of 233 amino acids. NCBI's taxonomy places the organism in Eukaryota, Viridiplantae, Streptophyta, Magnoliopsida, Cornales, Cornaceae.